This is a messenger RNA of Aspergillus puulaauensis, 1272 nucleotides long. Its product is annotated as Zn(II)2Cys6 transcription factor. Gene Ontology annotation, cellular component: nucleus. Lineage: Eukaryota; Fungi; Ascomycota; Eurotiomycetes; Eurotiales; Aspergillaceae. Bases 1 to 1272 code for a protein of 423 amino acids. Gene Ontology annotation, molecular function: transcription cis-regulatory region binding; zinc ion binding; DNA-binding transcription factor activity, RNA polymerase II-specific. The record is from RefSeq and is a predicted model, not a curated record. The transcript has 4 exons. Gene Ontology annotation, biological process: positive regulation of transcription by RNA polymerase II.
AUGAGUGAUAAGCCACCGCCAAAGAAGAAGCCAAGAAGAGUAAAAGGCUGCUACAACUGCUCCCAACGCCGUAUUAACUGCGACCGCGGCGAGCCUUGCCAGAAGUGCAUGAAAAAGGGCCUACAAUGCUCUGGCCUGGGGAUCCGGUACCGGUUCAACGAUGGUGUUGCGUCGAGGGGGAGAUUGGCGGGGAAGCCAGUCCCUGUGGAGGAUGCAGGACAGGAUGCAGUGGCUAGUCCAGACUCUGGCAGCUGUGGUAGCAAUAUACCAGAUCUUGGACAGCACCAACUCUACGCCCUCGACCAUGUCGACAGCCAAUCUCGCUUUCUACUCAACUACUUCUCAACUCGAGUCGCACCCGCAAUGGGCCCCUUCAACCUCAUCUUCAACGGCUAUCGCGACCUCAUCCUCCCCAUGACCGAGCAAGAUGACACUGUCCGCAACGCCAUCAUGGCCACCUCUGCCUCCCAUCUCUCCCUACACUACAAGGAAUGGUCUGCAGCAGCAUGCAAGUACCGCAUGGCCGCUAUCCACGGGCUGAACCAGCGCACAAACCCAUCCUCCGCGCACCCCAGUCUCGCCACAAUGGUCAUCCUCCUCAUUGAAGAGAUGAUCGCAGUCCGCACCGACUUCCCCAUCCUCCUCCGCAUGAUUCGCAGCUUCGUCGAAAUGCAGGGCGGACCUGAAACGCUUGAGACAGCCAAACCCACGCCCUUAAGCCGCUUUCUCAUGCAGCAGAUCCGGAAAAUCUCCCUCUAUGCAGGGCCAUUCACCACUGCCGCAAUCGACAUACCCAGGCACACAAAAGCCGAUAUAGAUUAUGAUAACAAACAUAGCAGAGCCAGCUGUAGCCCAUCCAAACCAGACCUCGGCUUCCUCCUCACCUACCUCGACAUCCACCCAGAACACUCCCCCUCAAUCCUGAAUCUCGCCUCGAUAAUCCACAACGCCGCACAGAUCUACCAGACCCGCGCCGCAAACCUGCCGCGGGAAGCAAACGCGCAACUCGUGCGGCAGUUCCUCGCAGCAACGGCGGCGUUUAAUGUGUCCUCGCCGGGGGGACAUAUCCUGACGUGGCCGUUCUUCAUUGCCGGGGCGGAGUGCGAGGAGGUUGAGGAUCGGGAGUUUGUUACGGUGCAGUUGAAGCGGUUGUGGGAGACGACGGGGUUUGGGAAUACGUUGUAUGCGAUAAGGCUGUUAGAGGUUAUUUGGGAUGGGAAGGGGAAUUGGGCGAGGGCGUUGAAGGGGUUGGCGGAGGGGUUUAUUAUGUAG